Suricata suricatta (meerkat) is the source of this 900-nucleotide messenger RNA. It is a transcript of the gene MRPL57, whose product is annotated as mitochondrial ribosomal protein L57. Gene Ontology annotation, cellular component: mitochondrial ribosome. Lineage: Eukaryota; Metazoa; Chordata; Mammalia; Carnivora; Herpestidae. Gene Ontology annotation, biological process: mitochondrial translation. Bases 110 to 418 code for a protein of 102 amino acids. Gene Ontology annotation, molecular function: structural constituent of ribosome. The transcript has 2 exons. The record is from RefSeq and is a predicted model, not a curated record.
CUCGCGCGACGGGGCAAGAAGGUUCCGGGAGGCGAGAGCACUUCCGGGGUCGGGUCCGCUGGCGUGCGGAGAGGACUGCGGUCUUCAGAGCGCCGUGGCCGCAGGGACCAUGUUCCUGACCGCCCUUCUCCGCCGCAACCGCAUUCCCGGCAGACAGUGGAUGGGGAAGCACCGGCGGCCGCGCUCCGUGUCUUUCCAUGCGAAGCAGAACCUGGUCCGUCGCCUGGAGAUCGAGGCGGAGAACCACUACUGGCUGAGCAGGCCUUACCUCACCGCGGAGCAGGAGUUCGGCCACGCGGCGGGGCGCCGGGCGGCGGCCUUCGAGGCCAUCAAGGCGGCCGGCGUGUCCAAGUUCCCCCCCCACAGAUUCGUGGCCGACCAGCUCGAGCAUCUCAACGUCACCAAGAAGUGGUCCUAACGCAUCGCCGCCUUUCAGUUGGACGGACCGAGGGCUGCCGCCCUGUGACUCCGUUCGGGAGGAGGAAAGGCAGCCUCCAGGACAACUGAACUUUCGGCCUGGAGUCUUAGCAAACCGGAACCUCGAGGUCUGCAUGCAGAGUACCCAAGGCUCCACACUGGUUAAUUCUUCAAAGUCUGAUCUCUGCCUGUUGUUUCCUUUUCCUUUAUUCUGAGAGGCAGACACAGAUUUCUGGGGUCACAGAGGAAAUAAAACGUAUUUCGGAUGGAAGCUUCAAAAAAACUGCAAACUGUGGUUUGGAAUCUGUGCCUCAGUAUGAGAUACUUUAUAAAAUUCAACUUAGUUUACUUACCUCUGUGGAAGGAAUCAGCGGCUAAACAUAAAUGAAAACGAGCUUUUUCAAUUGAAAAUAACAUUUUCUUCUGGGAUACUGCUAAAAGUAGACAUUUAAAUGGUUUUUUUGUUUGUUUGUUUAUUUUUGA